Penicillium canariense is the source of this 1029-nucleotide messenger RNA. RefSeq lists its product as uncharacterized. The record is from RefSeq and is a predicted model, not a curated record. Lineage: Eukaryota; Fungi; Ascomycota; Eurotiomycetes; Eurotiales; Aspergillaceae. The coding region runs from base 1 to 1029 and encodes 342 amino acids. The transcript has 3 exons.
AUGUCACCGCAAGACACCCCCGGCCGCUCGGCCGAGGAGAAGCCUGAAGGCUUGUCUAAGUAUCUGAAGCGCAUGAAGACUGUUCUGCGCCCGCGCUCAGGUUCCAAGCGCCAGUCCGUUGCGGCCCUCCCCGAACCCGCCGGUCCAUCGUCCAGCGAAGCAGCUGCUCCUGCAACAACCGUGCCUGACCGCAAACCCACCGGCGCCGAACCACCAGCCAAGCUCACCGACUACAGCGCCAUGCAGCAGGAGAAAGCCCGCGUGCUCUUCGCCAAAUACGGCCUCACCCUCGAGCCCGGCGAGUGGAAGUCGCCCACGGACCUGCAACUCACCCGGGUGACCAAGCCGAUCCGGAUGCGCGUGCGGCGCACCUGCCACCGCUGUGAAACGACCUUCGGGCCCGAGAAGGUCUGCGUCAACUGCCAGCACCCACGAUGCAAGAAGUGCCCGCGCUUCCCGCCCCAGUGCGAGAAGGACGACGAGCACUCGCGCGUGCCUCGUGCAAAGAUCUCCGAGAUCCGUGCCCGCCAGCCCGGCUCGCUGCCCAUCACGCCGCACCUCAAGUUGACGGGUAACCCGGCGGCACCGCUGACGAUGCCGUCGCGCACGGGCGGGGAGGACCUCGUCCGCAAGCAGGUCAUGCAGCGUGUGCGCCGGCGAUGCCACUCAUGCCAGACCGCCUUCGCGCCAGGCUCGAAGGAGUGCCUGUCUUGUAGCCAUGUGCGCUGCAAGAAAUGUCCGCGCGAGCCGCAUAAGCCGGACAAAUAUCCGGAUGGGUAUCCGGGCGACGUGGAACCGCCGAAGCUGAAGCCCGAUCGGACGUACAGGAAGCCACGGCGCCGGGUGCAUUAUAUAUGCCAUGUGUGCAAGACGGAUUAUAACCAUGGCGUGAAUACGUGCGCGAAGUGUGCACAGGCGAAGUGCGCGGAGACUAUACGGAUUCCGCCGAAGAAAAUUCCACGAGAACCGGACCCCGAUGUCGUCCGGCGAGUCGAAGAGAGAAUAGCAGCCCUGCGGAUCGCGGAGUGA